GUCAACCUGUAAGCACAUGUCUGCACACCACCGCCGCUGAGGUAGCGUCAGCAGUUCACCAUUAUGCUUUGUGCUUUGAGCUCUAGAUAGGAAUACAAAGGUUGGCAGUCUGCAGGCGCCGGCGUGGGUAUGCGGUACAGUGACCUUCACGCUGACCUUACAUCCCCGAACCCUUUUCGUUCGCCCGUCAAGGCAAUAUUUUGCAUGUCCUGCAAGUUUUGCAUGUCCUGCAAGUUGCGGGCGGCACAGUCGGUCACAUAAGGGUCGACGAAGGGUCGCUAACUUGUCCCACAGAGAUUGUCGAUAGCGUGAAUGAGAGCGACACAGCUUCUGCUUCUUUGGACUGGACUUGCGACAGCCCGGAUUGGGGUCGUUUGGAUCUGUUUCGGUGACUUGUCCGAUGUCAGCAUCCGACCUUUUUGAUGUCAAGGCCGCCAGAAUUGCUGCAAUCAGCACCGUGCUUACAACCUCACCCGCUUGCACUUACGUCGAGGCAGGCAGCCCACCGCUCGCCUUCGUUUCUUCCUUCUUGCCCAUAUUGAGCGCCAUGGCAACUCCUUGCGUCCGCGCAUCCCCUUCUGCUGGCGCUCUCCGCUCAGGGCGCGCUGCCCGCGCUGCGCUGCGGCCCGUGGCUGUGGCCGUGCCUCGUAAGCGCCUCGCUGCGCCGCUGUCCAGCGCCGCAACCGCGUCGGCGGUGACAGCGACUGAGCAGGCAGUCGGCGAGGUCGCGAUCGCAAACGGGGUGCACAUCCUCACCGCCGACACGUACCACGGCUUCCUGGAGAAGAAUGCUGAGAAGCUUGUGGUUACGGACUUCUAUGCCGUCUGGUGCGGCCCCUGUAAGGUCAUUGCGCCGGAGAUCGAGCGCCUGGCUAAUGAGAUGGACGCAAGCCAGGUUGUGUUUGCCAAGAUGGACUGCGGUGCCACCAACGAGUCCAAGAAGCUGGCCAUGGCCCUAAACAUCAAGGCGCUGCCCACCUUCCACCUCUACCGCAACAGCAAGCAGAUUGACAGCAUGACAGGCGCCAAGAUCAAGGCGCUGACCGACCUGAUCGGCAAGCACCUCUAAACGCGCCCCCAUCCGGCAGCGGGUGAGCCGGUCGCAUCAUGGUGCCUGCGAUUUUUGGCCGCGGCUGGCGUUCCCUUUCUUCGGGUUGGUUGUAGUAGCACGACUACCUAAUGCGCAUGAACACAGCACACCACAGCAACACAGCACGCUGCGCGGCAACAUGCCAGCCGAAAAAGGAGAGAAGAGAACAAGAGCGGUUUUGGUAUUUCAACUUCUGUUUGUUUCGUGCCGAAAGGAUUACGCGAGCGGCAGGUGUAAAUCGGCAAUGCACCUGGAGGAGGGACGGCAGUUUUGAUGAGAAGCAAACGUCGGUGGAUGAAGCCGUUUGGUGCGGGUUUUGCGGGACCUAGUCUAUGGAGCCUCUGGAGCAUGCCGGUUAAGGGCUCGACAUGGCUUGGUCAGAGAUGCACAGGGGAAGAAUUGGGGCAUGGUGAUAGUAUCGUUGUGUAGAGGCGCACCAAGAUGGCUGCAGGCAAUUAUCAAGUUGUUGCAGUGCUGCAGAGGUUCGCCUGCAUACACGUGGUGAACGUGAUAGGUAGUGUGUGGUUUGCGGUGUGAUGUGUGUGUGUGAACCUCUCCUUGUUGAGGUGUGGUGGGUGCACGGAAUCCCUGUUGCAGGCCAGCCAUAUCCAGCUGGUCCAACACUGCCGGAAGAAGGCGGGUCAUUGAGAGUCGCAUAGCAUAUUAUUUCGUUUAGGUGGAUGUCGUGCCUCACGUGCGUGCCAAUAGCGCCGCAUGGGCAUCGGUCAUCGGGUCAUUGGUGAGCAAGGGGGUGUUGGGCACAGGAGUUGUGGCCGCCGCUGGGUGCUGGACAAGGAGCGCCCACCGCAUGGCGAAAGACUUGGCGGUGGGCGUUUGUCCCAGACCUUCUUUCCUGGUAUACGCGCGUGCGGUAUUACACACGGACACGGCAGGACUGCGUUGCGUGUUGGGUGAUACCAGGCUCGUGUACCAAUACACACAAUUGUAUACUUGGGCUGGGGAUGAAUGGGUCCCGGGCUGGUGGCUGCGUUGCGUUGAUUGAGGCGGUGCGGUAGGAGGUCCGAUGCGCGGCAGAGGAGUUGCCAAGUUGUCCCUAGUUUGGUCGAGACGGCAGAGGCGGCAGGGCGGAGUGCGCUGACUGACAUGGCAACACAUGGGCCGGCACGGCUUGAGCGGUUGCCAUGCGCGAUAAAUAAAGGACCCAAUAAAGCCAUCCAUGCUAUUGAUGAAGCCGGCUUGGGACUGUAAUAGUUUGUUCCG
Chlamydomonas reinhardtii is the source of this 2311-nucleotide messenger RNA. RefSeq lists its product as uncharacterized. The transcript has 5 exons. NCBI's taxonomy places the organism in Eukaryota, Viridiplantae, Chlorophyta, Chlorophyceae, Chlamydomonadales, Chlamydomonadaceae. The coding region runs from base 548 to 1069 and encodes 173 amino acids. The record is from RefSeq and is a predicted model, not a curated record.